AUGCCGAAGAAGUUUUUGGUCGAUGGACGCGAGCUUAUUUGUGUGAAUGAAGCCGAUUUUGAUGAUGUGCGAAGUCGAUUCAAAGAAAAUGUGCUUGUGGACGAUUUAGAAGGCUGGAAUUCCACGGAAGCCAUGGAGAAGUACACGGCAACGACUUUCCUUGCAAAGGCCCGUCACUAUCUGUCGCUAGCGCCACCGGAUAUCAUGCAAUCGGCCGAGAAAGCCUGGUUUGCAGCGGUCUACGCAGUGAAGGAGCUCUACUUGACCGCCGGGAACAUCGACAUCAAAUCGCACAACGGGCUUAGCUUCUUCUGCGACUUCGCGAUCGACUGUUCCAGUCUGUCAUUCGAACGACGCAGAUUUCUUCGCUACUCUUGCUGGGGAAAAGCAGAGAAGCUCCACCAAGACGUUUACGAUUCGGGCAACUUCAGAACGUCGGAAUACUCAGAAGUCAUUUGUAAUAUUGAAGAAUUCGUUACUACUUUCUCACAGCUUGAUCGUGCUCAUCUUUUCAAGGAAUUUCAUAAGUCAUUCAUCGCUUCAACUGCCCCUAAUGUAGAUGUUAGGAAAGAUUCCGGUUAUGUAAAGCUAGGAGGCUACAGCUACAAGCGUGAUUAUGUUGUAUUCGUUUGA
Caenorhabditis bovis is the source of this 633-nucleotide messenger RNA. The record is from the annotation of a GenBank genome assembly. NCBI's taxonomy places the organism in Eukaryota, Metazoa, Nematoda, Chromadorea, Rhabditida, Rhabditidae.